Spea bombifrons (plains spadefoot toad) is the source of this 718-nucleotide messenger RNA. RefSeq names its product NADH:ubiquinone oxidoreductase subunit A8 (gene NDUFA8). The transcript is spliced from 4 exons. The record is from RefSeq and is a predicted model, not a curated record. NCBI's taxonomy places the organism in Eukaryota, Metazoa, Chordata, Amphibia, Anura, Pelobatidae. Bases 101 to 619 code for a protein of 172 amino acids. Gene Ontology annotation, biological process: mitochondrial electron transport, NADH to ubiquinone.
CGUUGCGGGAGACGUACGGGCGUCUUGACGUAUUUGCGUGCCAGAUAUGGCGUCAUUCGCGCAUGCGCUGUAAGCUGACCUUCCGGGGACAGAGGCAGCCAUGCCUGGGACUGUAGAAUUACCUACAGCUGAGGACCUGACAGUCCGCGAGCUGAAUGUUAGCUCUGCUGUCCUGAAGGCUGCAGCUCAUCACUAUGGAUCCCAAUGUGACAAGCCCAAUAAAGAGUUCAUGUUAUGUCGUUGGGAAGAGAAGGAUCCCAGGAAAUGUCUGAAGGAGGGAAAACAAGUAAAUGAAUGUGCGCUGGAGUUCUUUAGGAAAAUUAAGACUCAUUGCGCUGAACCAUUCACUGAAUAUUGGACCUGUAUUGACUAUACUAACUUGCUAGAACUCCGCCGUUGUCGCAAACAACAACACGCAUUUGAUAACUGUGUCCUGGACAAGCUGGGGUGGGUGAGACCAGAUUUGGGAGAUCUGUCUAAGGUCACAAAGGUGAAAACAGACAGACCUCUCCCAGAAAACGUCUACCACUCAAGACCAAGACCUGAGCCAAACCCUGCCAUUGAAGCAGAGCUAAAACCUUCCAAACUUGGGAGCAGGCUUUUCUUCUGGACUUGGUAGAAGAAAGGGUGCAGUGUUUCACCCCCUGAUGAGUAUCUAUUCUGGUCUGCUUGCCUCCGACUAGAUUAUUAUAUUUGUGAAAAAUAAAUAAAAUAAAAA